Microthlaspi erraticum is the source of this 1089-nucleotide messenger RNA. The record is from the annotation of a GenBank genome assembly. NCBI's taxonomy places the organism in Eukaryota, Viridiplantae, Streptophyta, Magnoliopsida, Brassicales, Brassicaceae.
AUGGCCUCUUCUGAUAGCGAAGAUUUUAGCCUCUGCGGACCCACACACCUCCUCAAAAAUCUCGAUUGGAAUAACGAAGAUCACCAGCGUUGUGUAGCAGCUAGUUUGGUCCAAGGGAUAUACAUAGUAGAGCGUGACCGUCAGCUAAAACGCGAAGGCUCUGAAGCUCUCGCUUCUCCAUGGUGGGAAUCGUUCAGCUUCAAACUCAUCCGUAACCUUAUAGACGACGCUGACUUCUCCAUCUUCGGCGGCAUUUACGAACACAAACCACCAGAAACCUCCACCACCGACGUCUCUAUAGCUCCUCCGAGGUAUGUCAUAGCCUUUAGAGGAACCUUGACUAAACCGGAUUCGAUCUCCCGUGACAUUGAGUUAGAUAUCCACAUUAUCCGCAACGGCCUCCACCGAACGUCCCGGUUUGAGAUUGCAAUGCAGGCUGUGAGAAGCAUGGCUGGUUCUAGUUCUGGUUCAAGCCUGUGGUUAACAGGACACUCUAUGGGUGCAGCGAUGGCGCUUCUCGCUGGCAAAACGUUGGCGAAGACUGGGAUUCAUUUAAAGUCGUUCUUGUUCAACCCUCCGUUCGUGUCGCCUCCGAUUGAGAGGAUCGGUAACGAAAAGGUUAGGCAAGGGAUUCGAAUCGCCGGGAGCAUUAUCACAGCAGGACUCGCUCUCUCCAGAACCCUCAAACAAACACCGCAGCAGCAACAACAGCAGCUGCGGAUAGAGAACUCUUGUGAGGAUAUGCUGUGUUCUUGGCUUCCUGAGAUCUAUGUGAAUCCAGGGGAUCAUCUGUGCUCGGAGUACAUUGGGUUCUUUGAGCACCGAGGAACAAUGGACAAGUUUGGGUAUGGAGCUGGGAUGGUGGAGAGGAUGGCGAUGCAGCAUUCUUUGGGAGGUUUGCUGAUGGAUGCCAUGGGAGUGAAUAACGCUGUGGAAGUACAAGAACCGGUUCACGUUAUCCCAUCUGCAAAGCUAAUCGUAAACCGGACCACCGCCAGUAACCAAGAUUAUAAGGAAGCUCAUGGGAUACACCAAUGGUGGAAAGAUGACCAAGAUUUGGUUUCCAACAUUUAUUUGUUCACUAAAUAA